GGAAAUAGGAUUCAGUUCGAUGUGAAUAGCGUAUGAAGAUAAAACGUAGCGUACUUACGUUUCCGCUUAAAUACAAAGAAUUUUCAAAAACAUUGAAUUGAAAAUUUUAUGAUAUCGAAUGAAAAUUGUCUUACUAUGCUUGUGAUAACGAGUGGAAUCUAGUGAUGUAGUUUUGAGUGUGGGGUUGGUCUUUAGUCACCGUUUCACUGGAAUAUUCGCAAUUUUGGAUUACGUGCUGAAAAUGGCCUUAGCAAGGCUGCCUGGGGUGAGCGACUGCUCGGCCGGCCAAACGGCCCGGGUUACCUCCAAUCUGCAUCCCACGAGUACUAUGGCCGUGAGUCGGGUGCCAAGUCCACCGCCUCAAGAGGUCAAUACCCCGGUAGCAGAAAAUUGGUGUUAUACUCAGGUUAAAGUGGUAAAAUUCAGUUAUAUGUGGACUAUCAACAACUUUAGUUUUUGUCGAGAAGAAAUGGGCGAAGUUUUAAAGUCUUCGACGUUUUCUGCCGGCGCCAAUGAUAAAUUAAAGUGGUGUUUGCGAGUGAAUCCGAAAGGUUUAGACGAAGAAAGCAAAGACUACCUAUCAUUAUAUUUGUUAUUAGUGUCGUGUAACAAGAGUGAAGUUAGAGCCAAAUUUAAAUUUAGUAUAUUAAAUGCAAAACGUGAAGAGACAAAAGCGAUGGAAAGUCAGAGGGCCUACAGAUUCGUACAGGGCAAAGACUGGGGCUUCAAAAAGUUCAUUAGGAGAGACUUUUUAUUAGACGAGGCCAACGGUCUACUUCCUGAUGACAAAUUAACUAUAUUUUGUGAAGUUAGUGUCGUAGCGGAUAGUGUAAAUAUUUCAGGUCAGUCGAAUACAAUUCAGUUUAAGGUACCGGAAUGUAGGUUAUCGGACGAUUUAGGUUUACUAUUUGAAAAUCAGAAGUUCAGUGAUGUCACAUUAUCUGUUGCGGGUAGGGAGUUCCAAGCUCACAAAGCUAUUUUGGCAGCGCGAAGUCCUGUUUUCCAAGCGAUGUUCGAACACGAAAUGGAGGAAAGGAAACACAACCGAGUAGAUAUAACAGAUGUCGAUCAUGAAGUACUGAGAGAGAUGCUGAGGUUCAUUUAUACCGGAAAAGCGUCGAAUUUAGAAAAAAUGGCUGACGACCUAUUAGCAGCAGCAGAUAAAUAUGCGCUGGAAAGGUUGAAGGUGAUGUGUGAAGAAGCACUUUGUACAAAUUUAUCGAUAGAGAAUGCAGCAGAAAUCCUCAUUUUAGCUGAUCUCCACAGUGCCGAUCAACUGAAAGCUCAGGCCAUAGAUUUCAUAAAUACUCACGCCACGGACGUUAUGGACACUCCGGGUUGGAAAUCGAUGAUCCAGACACAUCCCCACCUGAUAGCGGAGGCUUUCCGUGCUCUCGCGACCCAACAGAUCCCCCCAAUAGGUCCGCCGAGAAAACGCGUCAAGCAGAGCUGAAGUUCGUGAAAGCCGCAGUAACGAAAUACUGAAUUGACUGCUUUAAUGUGUUCAAAAAAAAAAAUAAAAACAGAAUAGAGACCCUCUUCGAGUGCUGUUGUUAGUGUUAGGCGUCUUAACGUUUUUUUUUUGUUAGUGUAACCUUAUUUUUUUUUGUAUAAUGAGUUUUCAUUCUGGACAGUGAGCAUGGAUGUUUUCGUGGUCAUUCGGAAGCUGUUGUUGGCGUUUCACGCUAGUAAACUGGUAUAACUCGGAAAACAAUUAAACAUUUUCAGAACUCUCCAAACAUAUAUUUGAUUUUUCGUUGAAAAUACUUUCAUAGACUGACUUCGUUUCUUUAAUGUAUAUUUUUGAAUCCACACAAGAGUCGGGUCAGUUUCAAAGGGUUCUUUUCUAUUUUACCUUUGAAUAAUUUUAUCUUUCGAUGAUUGUCCAUUGUUAUUUAUUAUAGAUGAGAAGGAGUUGUGAAUGUGUUCUUUGUGAAAAAAUAUCGAUUUUCUGUAAUAAAUUUCACCAGAUGAUGGAUACUACAAAUAGUUGAUAAUUCUGUGAGGGCAAUGUAUAGAAAUGAAUAUGUGAUCCAAAAACAUAAUGAUAAUAAUAACAUAAAAUAUAAAGUAACCAUCGUGGCAGUUGUGGAAUUUAAAUGUUUUUUUAUAUGUGGAAAAGAUCCCUCGUGAAUCUUAUGGAAAAUAUCUCUCGGUUAAAGGCUGGAACUUUACAAAAAUGUUCUCCAGGUACAUGUUCAUGAUUUUCAAGGACAACGUUACAAUGUAAUUAUUUUAGUUGAAUCAAAAAAAAAGGGUGAUGAGAAUGUUCUUCAGAAUAUGCUGUACAAAAAUUUUAUCCCAAAUGUUUGUGUCAAAUUUUCUGAGUGAGCUGAUUCCUACUUGUUUCAGACUCGGUAAAUUUUAUUGAAAUUUUUAUUGAGUUUGUAAGAUGCCUUUCGAUAGUGUCCCAUCUCAUUUUCAUCUUACCCAUUUUGCUGAGGGGUAAAUUCGUUACUAUAACUUCAACUUCGCAAAUGAAUCAUUCUGUAUUUUGAAUAGUAAUUUUUCGAAAACAAGAAUUAAUUUGAAUCAUCAAUUGUUUUUUUCACUGGACUGAAUAAAUAAAUACAUAUGUAGGAGUUCACCUGGCCUAGCACUGGAAAAAAUACCAUCAAAGGUACAGGUUUUCUUUUCAUGCAACGCUCACUUCUUUUUCUAUAUUACAAUGUUUUAAGUUUUUUUUUUUUUACUGAAUCUACAACAAAAUCUCUAUCUUCAACAGUGUUUGAAGUUUUUAGAACUAUAGUAGUAAGGAAUAUUUCUACUUCUGUAGAUUACCAACGAGACCGCGUUUGAUGAACACAACUUGGGAAGACUUACAAUUCAGAACAAGAUUGCAACAGUUAGAUAUAUUAGUGAAAUCUAAAGAAAGUUCACGUGAUUGUUGUGCAUAUACAAGAUUGCUUAUAUGUGCACCUGAGUCCAACUUGUCUUUUGAAAUCAUUUAAUGUUGGCUAGUGCCAAACAUAAGUUUUGAAUAGCAUGUUCUGAAAACUACUUGAACAAACUUCUAUUGGACGUCAUUCCUGCAAUACAUUGAUUUUUAUUUUUUUUUUUCACUGAUGUGAGUGACCAUUUGGAUGUUGCUCAAUAUUAUGAACUCCUAACGAUCUCUGGCCUCAACCAAAUUAACCCGUUUGACUUAAAAGUGAACUCUUUUGAGAAAUAUUCAAAUAUUAUUAAUUAAAAUUUUUGUUACGAAUUUAUAAUGAGCACGUUGGUUUAAAAUUAUUUUUAUAGUGGUUUCCCGAAGCUUACUAAUAAUUUACAAAUAACACCCAAGAGGCUUCUCGAAACUUUUUCUUAUACUGGGAAGCGUGAAAGUUAAUUUUUUGGAAACAUUUUCUCAUUCACGAAAUAUAAAAAACGUGUUCAAUAUAAGUUUGGAUUUGAUUUCCAGAAAUGAAGAUGUGUAAAUGUUAACCCCGAUUAUUUGGAAACAUUCCAACUAUAAAGAUCGGAACGUGCAAUAAUUAAACAAUUUUGCCAACAAUCAGCUCUCCGUAGUUUUCCAGAUGACAGACUAUUAUUUCAAAAUAAGUGUUAGAUGGUGAUCAACACUGCUACCUCAAAGUAUUGUAAACAACAUUUUUCAAAAAGAGUGUUUUUUUUCGUCAGGUGUUCAUACAAAGUUUUUUUAAAACGUCCUAUAUGCUUACAUUGAUAUGUGUCUCAAUAUCCGCAUGGUGACCUGGUGAACAUCAUAACUCUAGAAUGCAUAUUUUGCGAGUAGAGAAUGAUUAGGUAAUAACGUGGUGAUCCUUGUUCUAAGGCACUUCAAAAUGCUGCCUACUCAAGCAAAUUGCAAUCUAAUGAAUUGAAAAUUUAUUUUUAUAAUUAAUUCUGUCAAACACCGUCUUUGCAUACAUAAAAAACGGAAAUGUAGGUUAGAAGAAAAAAAAUUAUGUUCGAAAAGAUAUCCAGCUCACUGUGCUGCAGAAACAAAAACAGAAUUGUGAUAUAAAUGACCACAGCUGGUUCCUAAUCGAGGGACACUCGACCUCUUUACAAUAAUAAUUUUUAGUUUUUAGUGUUGUUCUAUCUUGAUCUCUCCUGGUUUAAGUUUAAGAUCGAAAUUCAUCGCAGUUUCAGAUACCUUUGUCAAGAUAAUUGUAAAUCAACAUUGGAAUCUUUGUGUUUUUUGUUUUUAGUGCAACCUGAACUUUGCUGCAUUUCAACAUUUUUUUUUAUUCAGUUUCUAAUGUUUCGUGCAUAUUAUUACACAAUUUUAAACAGACAGAAUCCCAGUAAAUUUUAGGGUGCACUUAUUUCAGUCAUGUCCGACUUCGUUUGUAAACAUGAUUUCUUUGAAUUUAUCUUUCAGAAAUUUGAAAAUGUUAAUUGAGCUUAUGAAAAAAUUGGAUUUUUCUGUUAAAAUGUGGAAGAACGAACCAUUCUUUGAGAGAAGUUAUAAUCAUCUGGAAAGGAUUUGUAUAUUUUUUUGAGUCUUAACCUUCCACAUUGUGGAGAAAUAAUUUUAUUGUAAAUUUUGGCUUGUCUAAUAAAAGCUGUUAUCUAUAAGAAAAGUAGCGGAAGAACUCAAAAAUAUAUUGAAAUAAGAAACGUGCCUCGUUAAACAGUUCAGGUAAAUUGUCUUCAAGACAUUCUGUGAAGUCAGAAUAACAUUUUUCCAAUUUUUUCUAUUUGAGUAUUAGUUUCUCCUGUCAAUUUUGUGUAAUGUCCAUUGUAUUUGACCUGAAAGAACAGUGUACCAGAUGUAGGAUAUGAAUUGUUCUUGCAGCGAAUAAUGUAUCAGUAAGACCACAAUAAAUCAAAUGAUAAUUUUAUAUCAGAUAGGGACUGCAUGCUGCUUGGGUAAGACCAUGUUCAAUUCUCACUUCGUAUUUUGUAUCCAGUAUGUGUUCUUGAAGUAUAUUCUUUUUAAAAUUA
Molecule: messenger RNA, 4893 nt
Organism: Leptinotarsa decemlineata (Colorado potato beetle)
Lineage: Eukaryota; Metazoa; Arthropoda; Insecta; Coleoptera; Chrysomelidae
Gene: rdx
Product: BTB/POZ and MATH domain-containing protein rdx
Molecular function (GO): protein binding
Source: RefSeq, a predicted model, not a curated record